Molecule: messenger RNA, 2637 nt
Organism: Pristis pectinata (smalltooth sawfish)
Lineage: Eukaryota; Metazoa; Chordata; Chondrichthyes; Rhinopristiformes; Pristidae
Source: RefSeq, a predicted model, not a curated record
UGUGGGCCGAAGGGCCUGUACUGUGCUGUAGUGUUUUAUGUUCAAAUAUCAUCUAUUGAAGUUUACUCCUUGAGCAUUUAAUCUAGGCUAUUUACAAUGUAAUUUGGAAGAUCCACUGGAUUGUUAGAUAAUGCAAAUGCUUUAUUUGAAAGUCGCAAUAGAAUUAAGAUCUCAGUCUGCAUUUUAUUUUCUGAUCUCUGCAAUGCAUUUCUUAUUCACUCUUUUGAGGCGAGCCACUUUCUUAGACCACUGCAGUCUGUGUGAGGUAGGCAUUCUUAAUAGCGCCAAUAGGUAAAGAGCCCUCUAUUUUUGACUGAGCAAUAACUAAGAGGUAGAAAUAAAUUUUCAAGUCAAAUUAAAACAAAACUUCUGAGUUUUGAUGGAGGUAAGGUUAUUGAAGCAGCUAAAGCUGAACACUAUCCUGAGGAAAUGAGGAUUCUGGUGCUGAGAUGAUUGGCCUCCAACAACCACAAGCAUCUAUUUUCCUACAAGGUAGGAAUCCACAGAGUGGAGAGCUUCUCCACAUAUUCAUGAUAACUUUCAUUUGGGUUCUUUGGUGCCACAUUCAACAGUGCCUUAGUGUCACCCAAUCCUCUGGGAUUCAGUGGUUUUUUAUGUUUAUAUCAAGGCUGUAAUGAGAUCAGAUCUUUGCAGACAAUAAUCUGCUAACUUGUAAGCAAAUGACUGUGGCUAGGUGGUAUUAUUGAUGACAUCUUCAAUUACUUUGCUGAUUGAGACGAGGUUGAUGGGCCAGUGAUUAGAUUUGUCCUGUGUUUUCCUGACAGAGUAUACAUGAGCAAUUUCUCACUUUGUGAGUGGAUGCCUGCAUUGUUGCUGGAACACAUUGAUGAGAAGCAUGACUUGUUCUGGAGUGUAGUACAGUCAAAAGAUUUCAAGGGCCAUGGCUUUUUUUGCAUCUAGGUGGUCAGCCAUCUAGAUACAUGGGGUAAGUCAAAUUAGCAUCAGUAAUGGAGGUGACUUAAGCUGGUUGCUGAGACUGAUCUUUCACUGGUCCCUUCAGGGUGAAAAUGUAAAUAUUCCAGCCUCAUCUCACCUGCCAUUAUUGAGGAUGGGGAUAUUCUUUGGAUCUGUUUCUCAAUUUAACUGUUUAAUUAUUCAUGACCAUUCAUGGUGAGGUGUGCUAACACUGCUGAACUUUGAUUUGGUCCAUUAGUUGUGUGAUCACUUAGUCCGUUGCAUACCACAGCCACUGACUAGCAUGAAUAUAGUUCUAUGUUGUAGCUUUGCCAGUUAGCACCUUGUUUUUAGCUAUGCCUGUUGCUGCAUAUGGAAAGUCCCUCGACUUCCUCAUUGAAGCAGGGUAGGUUCUCUGGCUUAACUGUAAUGGUACAGUGAGUGAUACAACAGUCAGGGUGGAACAUAAUCCUGCUCCUAGUUCAAAAAAGUGCAGUAUUUACCAGCAACAGCUAUAUGUUGUGAUUAAUCUAAAAACAAUGUAAUACUGUACAUUCCAGGUAUGCAGGUAAUGAUGGUUUGAUUCAGAUUUGUGAGACUGACACCUUUGAUUUAUGCAUGAUCUCAUCACCAAGUAGAUGAAUUCACAUGGGCUCUAUUCAAGGAAGCAGUUGAGAUGUUUAUGCAAAUCAAGCUUCCUCAAGUAUGUUUAAGCUAGCUGGUUGAAGUACCAACACAACUUCUGAAAACAGGAGAGACAAAACAAGUUGUCAAAAUGGAAAACAAGGCAACUAAUUUGAAGAAUGACUAUGAAAAUAACGGCUACCUUACAGGAAUCCAGGUCCUGAACAAAAAUGAAUUGGCAGAGGCUGUUCAGAACUAUUCAGCUUUAGAGCAGAAAUUUGGUAAAGUACAUGUCCAGUACAACCUUCACAAUUUACAUUUGGAGUACACAUGGGUGAUGGAUUUAGCUACACAUCCUCGGGUGCUCCAAACCAUCACUGCUGCUUUGGGUCCUAACAUCAUUCUUCUUGACUCUCGGUUUAUCUGUAAGUAUCCAGCCUUGGAUGUCCCUCAUGAAAAUAAUGUUGCCCCAUUUGUUGCCUGGCAUCAGGACAUCAGGUAUUGGGGGUUUGAAGGAGGUUCUGUGGCAUCUGUAUGGUUGGCCCUUGACGAUGUUGACCAGGAAAAUGGAGUCCUGCAAGUUAUUCCAGGAAGCCACAAGCAAGGGUUACUAGAACAUCGAACAAGUGCAGUUGCUGGGAAUAUGUUGACAUCCAAUCAGGAAAUUCCUGAGCACUUGAUUGAAGGAGAGAAGGCUAUUCCAUGUCCUCUCAAAGCAGGAGAAAUGUCGGUCCACGAUGGUUUGACGGUUCACUUCGGUGAACCCAACUUUUCAAACAGACGUAGGUGUGGCUUUGUGAUCCGUUAUGUCCCCACCACUGCUUAUCCUGUUGACGAUCCAGACAGGCCUCGUUCUUUCCCUGCCACAGUACUGGUAGCAGGAGAAGACAAGUUCAAACACUUUAAAGACCAUGCACCAAGUACCUUUACCAAAACAUUUUGAAAAUGUUACAGCAUUGUCAAGUGAUUACUGUUUAAAUUUUGUAACUAUUCAAACAUUUGCUGUAAAUCUAUUUGUUGUCUCUCAACUGGAGAAUCAUUAAUAUUUAUGGAUAAGAGUUAAGAAUUGAAGUCUUGUUAUUGAUAUACGAAGUUGUG